UACCUCAUUUAUGGCCCUAUAUUCAUUAUGCUUUAUUGCCUGAUUUAUUUCCCUCUCUCCCCCCCUUCUCUCUCUCUCUCUCUCUCUCUCUCUCUCUCUCUCUUAUAUAUAUAUACACGUAUGUACAUUCUCACUUCACUUCCAUAUAAAGCAAUAUCGAUCUCCAUUGUUAGCCCAGAUAUACACAAAGCAGAAAGAUCAGUAAGAAUACACACACAUACAUACAUAUAAAUAUAUAUAUAUUUAUGCACGUGAUCAUCUCAAUGGGCAAUAACCCGGGCAUUGUCGUCUGCACCUAUUUGUGUAUGUGUCUGAUUCUUCUCACGGGAAUGGGAUGCUCCUCCUCACGUGCCCAUGAGUUCCCCGUGGGGUGGGUGGUCCGCCCCGCCGAGCCCUACCCCCACUGGGCCGAACGCCUCAGAUUUCAAGUCAACGACACCCUCCGGUUUAAGUACAAUAAGGAUUCCGACACGGUGGCGGUGGUGAAUUCCGGCGACUACGCCCAAUGCAGCGCCGGAAACCCUCUGGUCCAGCUCGCCGGCGGGAAUUCCGUCUUCAAAUUCGACCGGUCGGGGCCGUUCUUCUUCAUCACCGGCAACAAGUCCAACUGUGCCCAGGGCCAGAAGCUUAUCAUCGUCGUGCUCGCUGUCCGGAGCCCGCCGCCGCCGCCGCCGGUCGCCGCUGCUCCUGCACCGGCACCUGCUCCUACCGGCAGGAACGCCCCCCCGAAGGAGGGAUCCAGCGGCGGCGGCGGCGGAGGAGGAUCACCACAUACUCCGUCGGCGGCGGUGGCGGUGGCGCCGGCGAGCAGUCGUUGGGCAGUGGUGGUGGUGCCGAUGGUGUCGGGUUUGGUCUUCAGCAUGGGGUUUGGUCUUAAUUAAUUAGAUAUUAUUAUUAAUUAAUUAAGUCUAAAUUUGGUAUGGUUUUGGCUAGGUUGUCCUAAUUAUUACUCAAACUCACCUUAUAUAUAUUUGGUGGGUUUUUUUAUUUUAUUUAUUUUAAUCUUAGUUUCCUUCUAAUUAUAAUGUGAUUAACUGCU
Andrographis paniculata is the source of this 1039-nucleotide messenger RNA. RefSeq names its product early nodulin-like protein 1. Lineage: Eukaryota; Viridiplantae; Streptophyta; Magnoliopsida; Lamiales; Acanthaceae. The transcript is spliced from 2 exons. Gene Ontology annotation, cellular component: plasma membrane. Gene Ontology annotation, molecular function: electron transfer activity. The coding region runs from base 246 to 881 and encodes 211 amino acids. The record is from RefSeq and is a predicted model, not a curated record.